UCUCAGGCAGCCAUCUCGCAACCACUCAAAUCGAUCACAUCGCUGCAGCAACACAUCGCUGCAACGCCCGCAACACAACCAUAGGUUCGUGUAGCUCCAAAAACAAGACCGCCACCGCGCAGCCAACAAAAAUGUCGUGCUGCCCUCCCUCAGCUCUGCCAUACUUGGCUGCAAAGCCAGCCACCAAGGGCUCCAAGAAGGCCGUCGACGGCGUCGAAUUCUACGAGACCGGCGCCCAGUCCAAGGCCGCGGUCAUCCUUUUCCCGGACGUGUGGGGCUGGGACAGCGGCCGCACGCGCGCGCUCGCCGACGCGUUCGCCGAGCAGGGCUACCGCACGUACGUGCCGAAAGUUCUCCAGCCGGCGUUCCAGGGCGGCACGGACGGCGACGGCCUGCCGCCGGACUUCGACCUUGGCUCGCGUAUGGAUGAGUUCAUGGGGUGGGUGAAGACCGUCAAAUGGGACGGCAUCGAUUCCAAGGUGAACGCUCUCCUGGCGUACGCCAAGGCCGAGGGCGCGACGUCCCUCGGCGUCGUCGGCUGCUGCUGGGGCGGCUGGGCCUGCUUUGAGACGUCGGCCAUGACGACGGGUCCGUGUCCGGCGUCCGUCGCGAAGCCUUCGACUUGCGACGGCGUGGGCUCGUACGCCACCGACGCGACGCGUCACUCACCGCCCAAAUCCCCACGCAGACGUCAAGGUCGGCGUGAUCUUCCACCCGUCCUGCCACAUCGUGGCCGCUCACGGCGGUGAGGUCCACGCCCUCGCCAAGAAGGUAUCGAAGCGGCGUCCUAGGUACAAUCACGCAGACGUAGCGUCGAUGGUGGACGCGCACAAUCACUCAUCUGUCGACGUCCGCACAGGUCCAGGCCCCGCACUACAUCAUGCCCGCCAAGUCCGACGACCCCGCCCUCUACGGCCCCGAGGGCUCGGUGAUCAAGGAGCUGCCCGCCGGCUCGAAGCAGAAGACCUUCCCGGAGCAGGAGCACGGCUGGACGUCGCGCGGCGACGCGUCCGACCCGGCGGUCGCCGCGGCGAUCAAGGACGCGAUGACCGAGGCGGUCGGCUACCUCAAGGAGCACCUGCCUCUGGCCUAGGCGUUCCCCCAAGAUGUGUAGUAAGUGAUAAACAACACCACAAUAGUUAGG
Messenger RNA from Pelagomonas calceolata, 1144 nucleotides. Lineage: Eukaryota; Pelagophyceae; Pelagomonadales; Pelagomonadaceae. The record is from the annotation of a GenBank genome assembly.